Messenger RNA from Clonostachys rhizophaga, 1956 nucleotides. Lineage: Eukaryota; Fungi; Ascomycota; Sordariomycetes; Hypocreales; Bionectriaceae. The record is from the annotation of a GenBank genome assembly.
AUGUCGAUGGGUCCCGCCGUCGGUAUCGACCUUGGUACCACGUACUCUUGCGUGGGCAUCUUCCGCGAGGACAGAUGCGACAUCAUUGCCAAUGACCAGGGUAACCGAACCACCCCUUCUUUCGUGGCCUUCACAGACACCGAGCGUCUUAUCGGUGAUGCCGCCAAGAACCAAGUCGCCAUGAACCCCCACAACACAGUCUUCGACGCCAAGCGUCUGAUCGGCCGCAAGUUUUCAGAUGCUGAGGUCCAGGCCGACAUGAAGCACUUCCCCUUCAAGAUCAUCGAGAAGGGUGGCAAGCCCGUCGUCGAGGUCGAGUUCAAGGGAGAGACCAAGCAGUUCACUCCCGAGGAGAUCUCCUCGAUGAUCCUCACCAAGAUGCGUGAGACCGCCGAGGCCUACCUCGGUGGCACCGUCAACAACGCUGUCGUUACCGUCCCCGCCUACUUCAACGACUCUCAGCGUCAGGCUACCAAGGACGCCGGUCUCAUUGCCGGUCUCAACGUCCUCCGUAUCAUCAACGAGCCUACUGCCGCUGCCAUUGCCUACGGUCUCGACAAGAAGAUUGAGGGCGAGCGCAAUGUUCUCAUCUUCGAUCUCGGUGGUGGUACCUUCGAUGUCUCUCUCCUCACCAUCGAGGAAGGUAUCUUCGAGGUCAAGUCCACUGCUGGUGACACACAUCUUGGAGGAGAAGACUUUGACAACCGUCUGGUCAACCACUUCGUUAAUGAAUUCAAGCGCAAGAACAAGAAGGAUUUGGCUACCAACUCUCGUGCUCUGCGCCGUCUUCGCACUGCUUGCGAGCGUGCCAAGCGUACCCUCUCUUCUUCCGCCCAGACCUCCAUUGAGAUCGACUCUCUUUUCGAGGGUAUUGACUUCUACACCUCCAUCACUCGUGCUCGUUUCGAAGAGCUCUGCCAGGACCUCUUCCGCUCCACCAUCCAGCCCGUCGACCGUGUCCUCGCUGACGCCAAGAUCGACAAGAGCCAGGUCCACGAGAUCGUUCUCGUCGGUGGUUCCACCCGUAUCCCCCGUAUCCAGAAGCUCAUCACCGACUACUUCAACGGAAAGGAGCCCAACAAGUCCAUCAACCCCGAUGAGGCUGUUGCCUAUGGUGCUGCCGUCCAGGCUGCUAUCCUGUCUGGUGACACUACUUCCAAGUCCACCAACGAGAUCCUCCUGCUCGAUGUCGCACCCCUCUCUCUCGGUAUUGAGACCGCUGGUGGUAUGAUGACCAAGCUCAUUCCCCGCAACACCACCAUUCCCACCAAGAAGUCCGAGGUCUUCUCCACCUUCUCCGACAACCAGCCUGGUGUUCUUAUCCAGGUCUACGAGGGUGAGCGUCAACGCACCAAGGACAACAACCUGAUGGGCAAGUUCGAGCUCACUGGUAUCCCUCCCGCUCCUCGCGGUGUUCCCCAGAUCGAGGUUACCUUCGACCUUGAUGCCAACGGUAUCAUGAAUGUCUCUGCCGUCGAGAAGGGCACUGGCAAGUCCAACAAGAUCGUCAUCACCAACGACAAGGGACGUCUGUCCAAGGAGGAGAUCGAGCGUAUGCUUUCCGAUGCCGAGAAGUACAAGGAGGAGGAUGAGGCUGAGGGCCGCCGUGUCGGCGCCAAGAACGGCCUCGAGUCCUACGCUUACUCUCUCCGCAACACCCUCAGCGACCCCAAGGUUGACGAGAAGAUUGAGGCCGCCGACAAGGAGACCCUCAAGACCGAGAUCGACAAGGUUGUCGAGUGGCUCGACGAGAGCCAGCAGGCUACUCGUGAGGAGUACGAGGACAAGCAGAAGGAGCUUGAGGCUGUUGCCAACCCCAUCAUGAUGAAGUUCUACGGCAGUGGUGGUGAGGGUGGUGUCCCCGGUGGUGCUCCUGGUGGCUUCCCCGGCGCUGGUGGUGCCCCUGGCGGCGGCCACGGCGGCGACGACGGCCCCACUGUCGAGGAGGUCGACUAA